AAUGUGGCAUUUUUAGACAGCAUCAUGGGACGUCCAUUCAUCCUCCUGGUCCAGCUGUGAGAGAGGCAGACCAGUUUUAAGGGAGGGAGAGAGGGAGGAAGUCGUAUCCAGAGUGAAGGGAGCGUGAGGGUGAAUGAAGACUAGAGACAGGGAGAAGAAUGUCGCUGGUGGGAAACAUGAGCUGAAUGUUGGAAUCGUGUGGUUCAAGACUGUCAGACCUGGAUGUACAUGUGGUCCACACCAGCGGUUUGGAUGCUGCAGCUGCAACGGAUACUUUAAUUUACACAGCUCAGACUGUACAAUGGGUGAUGGUGUGGAGGAAUCAUGGAGGUCGCUGGGAGCAUCUACUCCUCUGUCAACAGGCUAAAACAAGAAAGGAGAAGAAAACAAGGACGAAACAAGGCCUCAACGCAGCCUUUGACCCCUUUAGAAAACCUGCCCGAUCAGAGGGACGAACCACCCACAAUGGCUUACCGAAGACAAGCCUGUGAUCCAAACAGGAGCGAUGGCUCUCUGAUGGUAGGAACCAAGCUGUCCUUGUCAAACGGAGGCAACAUUAAGAACAAGAUUUCCCUCUGGGAGAACAAAGAGUCUACGUCAAGUAGUUUGAGCCAGUGUACCAGCAUUAAGAAGACUGAAUCCUUGACUACCAGCAGCAUCAAAACAUUAGACAAGCAGAGCAACGACAGUUGCAGGAAAGCCUUUAAGGACAAACAGGAUAUUGGAAAGGAAAACCUGGGAAAACCCAGAGAACUGAGGCCUUGCUCACCUGCAGAAACCGGGAAACAACCUCAAGGGGUUAAUAGCAGUGCUGGUGACAACCAAAUGAAGGACGAGAGAAAUGUGAAUCACGGAGAAAAGCUUAAGGAAGAUGCAAGGCCUUGUUCUCCUUCAGCGACUGAGAAACCGCAGGCAGGGAGGAAAGGGAAAGACAAGAGAGCAGCGGAGCAAACAAGUGAGGAGAAGAAAGCUGUGUUCACCCUCUUUAAGAAGCUGGAAACUUUAGGAGAGAACCACGGGAAAGCUCCUCCAGAGCUUGGGAACUACUUCAGCCCAUCAAGCAAGGACAAAAAAGUGGAGAUGAAGAAAAACAAAUCCGAAAGCUCAACUCUGAGUGGAUCUUCUGGAGAAAAGGAGCAUCAGGAGAACGUAUACACAGAGCCGGGAGCACCACCAAUUAAUCCGGUCCCCAAACCUCAACGCACCUUCCAGCAUCCACCUGCUGGCGUCAUGGGAAAGAGUCAUGGAGAGGGAAGAGGCCAGAGGAAUCUCCCCCCGCUGCCAUCCAUCUCAUCAAAUACGUCCUCAAAGCCCCCAUCUGGUUUCUACGGGAGACCCAGAGCUGAGAGAGUGCUGGACAGCAACAGAAGGUUGUUUGACUUUGAAGACCUGGGGGGGUCAACCAGCUCUCUCUUCACCUGCUCUCUCUCUCAGGAACAUCACUAUGAAGACAUCGUGGACUUGUCCAAUGAGAACCCAUAUGAGGACAUAGAGCUGGACAGUCAGUGCUCACAGCAGUCGUUACCCUCAUCUCCUGGUGCAGACAUCUCCAAGGCAUCAAGACCUGGUUUCUUCAGACAGAAUUCAGCCAGAAGCUUCAAGUUCCUGGACUCGAAGAGAACCAACCAGCAGAACCAAAGAGCUGGAGCGCUUUCAUCUCCACCUCAGCUCAGUCCUCCAUCUACCCCCACAGGGCCUGAACACAACCAGUGGAUGCCCGGAGAUCCCUACAGCCGCACCUGCCGCAGGAUACCAACAGUUGUACUGAAGAUCAACAGCAUUUUUGAGGCUCGGACCAGGAAGAAACAUUUGAGAAGAAGUUAUUAUGCAGACACGAGUUCAGGAAGAGUAACAGAUGAUUACAGCGACUCUGAAAGUGAAGCUGAAGACAGAUUCAGAGCCCGUUCCUUACCACGACAGCUGAAUAAGGUGAACUACAACUGCUCAAAGCCAAGGAACUGCCAUCUGAAGAAGGAUCUCCAUCAGCGCAAGCUUUUGGAAUACUUCCUGGUUGUGUCUCUGCAAAAAUCAAAAACAGGUGGCCACUAUCUGCCUGAGGUCACACAGCAAUUCCCCCCAAAAUUGGAGCGAAGCUUCAAGUUUAUGAGGGAGACAGAAGAUCAGCUUAAGAUCAUUCCUCAGUUCUGCUUCCCUGAUGUGAAAAACUGGGAGCCUGUGGAGAGCUACCCAAGUGAGAUGUUCUCCUUUGUUUUGACGGGAGAGGAUGGUAGUCGAAGGUUUGGAUACUGCCGACGCUUACUGCCCAGUGGAAAAGGCCAGCGUCUACCUGAAGUCUACUGUAUUGUUAGUCACCUUGGCUGUUUCAAUUUGUUCUCAAAGGUGUUGGAUGAGGUAGAAAGGCGGCGGGCUUUGUCUCCUGCCCUGGUGCAGCCAUUUAUGAGAGCCAUCAUGGAAGCCCAGUUUCCAGCUCCUGGCAGAACCAUCAGCAUCAAAACCUUUCUCCCUGGCUCUGGCACUGAGGUGAUGGAGCUGUGUCGCCCCCCCGACUCUCAUCUGGAACACGUGGACUUUGAAUGCCUGUUCUCCUGUUUGGGUCUGCGAUUGCUCCUUAGGGUGUUUGGCUCGCUACUGCAGGAAAGACGGGUCAUCUUCACUGCUGACAAGCUAAGCACUCUCUCCCAGUGCUGUCAUGCUGUUGUGGCGUUGCUUUACCCGUUCGUAUGGCAACACACUUACAUCCCCGUGCUUCCUUCUGCUAUGCUCGACAUUGUCUGCACCCCUACCCCUUUCAUCGUCGGCAUGUUGUCCAGCUCCCUGCCCCAGCUUAGUGAGCUACCCUUAGAGGAGGUUCUCAUUGUGGAUCUUGAGAAUAAUCGAUUUCUAAGACAGCUGGAUGACGAGGACUCAAUCCUUCCCUUUAAGCUUCAGUCAGCCUUGGAGAACAUUCUGGAAAGGAGAAGAGAACUUGCUAAUGAGCGAGGCGCAGAUACAAGCAACUCCGGUCAACUUAGCACCGUGGUGUCUGAGUGCUUCGUCCGCUUCUUUGUAGAGCUAGUAGGACACUAUCCACUCUUCAUCACCGGUGAACGGGAGGAUGGCUACUCCUCCUCAUCCUCCUCCCCUGCUUCUUGCUCGUUCCAGCGUGACGGUUUUCGGAAAGCGAUCCCAUCCAAGGCCAUGCGUCGCUUCUUGGAGGUCUUCAUGGAGACUCAGAUGUUUGGUUGGUUUAUCCAGGAGAGGGAGCUCCACAGACAGGCUCUAAGAGGCCUCUUUGAAGUAAGAGUCCAGGAGUAUUUGGACUCUAUCUGUGAAAAUGAACAUCGGAGGGUAAACAGGUUUCUUAAAGGCUUGGGAAACAAAAUGAAAUUUCUUUCCAAGAAAUAAUGGAAAGGCAGAAUAUAAGGAAAGCACUCCGACAAAGUGGAGCUUGAUCGCCUGCUGAUUGAACAAACAAAUUAAUGGUGUUUUCAACAUGCCCUGCUUCCUCAGUCUUGCCAGUAAAGGAUGCUGGGAAUGCCCCCAAGACCAUUAUGGGGGCUGUGGUAUUGCUGACUCAUGAUGAGGAUGCUGCUGGAUGCCAUAAAGAUGAAGAAAGUUUGGGAAUAUGGACAUGCAUACACUUCAGUUCCUCAUCUGUGGAUUUCUCAAGUAAAUUCUUGCUGUUUUGCAUUAGGUUGGUAAACUGAAGGACUCACAGGCUUAAAUGUUCAUAGUGGUGGUGUGUUGUAGUUCCAGCAGGGGGCAGUAGCAUAUUUUCUCUGACAAGAUGAUCUUGAUAAUGGUGUCUGCCCCCAAAACCGUUACACAAAUUGUCUUUGUGCUUUAGUGUUCUUUUAUUCAUAGCAAUGACCACAACAGCUCUGCAAAGACUAGUUUUGAUGUGGUGACCUGUUGUCUUGAUGUUGUAGUGUAUGUUUUCUUGGUCAUAAAUUCCCAUGUGCCAUAAAAGCACUUCAUUACACGAUUUUAGAAGUCUUUGGUUUCAACCUUCUGUUUGGACUCUUAGGAUGAUUAAAUGACUUUGUGGGAAAUAAAAGUUAUAUCCAGCCUCUCUAAA
Molecule: messenger RNA, 4018 nt
Organism: Nothobranchius furzeri (turquoise killifish)
Lineage: Eukaryota; Metazoa; Chordata; Actinopteri; Cyprinodontiformes; Nothobranchiidae
Product: DENN domain-containing protein 2A
Biological process (GO): retrograde transport, endosome to Golgi
Cellular component (GO): actin cytoskeleton
Source: RefSeq, a predicted model, not a curated record